AUGAAAAUAUUGAAAACCCGCUGCAAUCAAAUACAAAUUCGAAGGGAACGAAAGAACCUUCUGACAGCACUCAAGCAAUGUUUUGAUGCCAAACGUCAAUUGAUUUUUUCCCGGCUGCAGGUGGAGUUACUGGAGGACGCGUAUUUGAAGUUCGGUCUUGCAAUAUCCACAAUGAUCGAAAUAGACGGGAGCAUAUUGGAAGGGGGUGGCCAAAUACUCCGAAUUGCGCUCAGUAUGAGCUGCCUCCUUAAAACUCCAAUUCGAGUUUCAAAGAUUCGUGCCGGUCGCCCGAAGCCAGGCCUGUCAGCUCAGCAUUUGCAUGGCGUCCAGUUGUUGAAGUCCAUGUGCAAUGCCACUGCGAAGGGUGAUGUCAUGGGAUCGACCGAGCUGGAAUUCCAUCCGGGCGACAUCACUUCUGGGAAGUUUAAUGUAGACACGGGAACUGCAGGGAGUGUUGCGCUUUUACUACAAGUUGGAUUGCCAGUGGCACUUUUCGGGAGGAGUACCACAACGCUGGAUCUGAAAGGAGGAACUAAUGCCGCAAUGGCACCACAGAUUGAUUACGUGACAGAAAUCCUCCGGCCGAAUUUAGAAAAGAUGAAUGUAACAUUUGAUUUCGAAUUGUUCAAACGUGGGUACUUCCCCAAAGGCGGUGGACAUUGUGAAAUUACAGUGCAGCCUGUGAAAACCAUCUUACCAUGUAAUAUUACAGAGUUUGGGAGGAUACAAGAAUUCUUCGGAUGGUGUUUUGUUGCCGGUUCGUUGCCUUUACAGAUGGCGAAUAAUAUGCGUAGUGCAGCCAGACGACUGCUACAAGGAUGUGAUAAUCAACAAAGGGAAUCGAUAAGAUAUAACAUCUUUUCAUAUAAAGAAGAACCAGAUGUGGCCGAGGGAAAUUGUUCGGGGCUUGUAUUAGGCUGUCUGUCAUCAACGGGGUGCAUAAUUGGUGGUUCAGCCCUGGGAUCAAGAAAUGAGAAAGCGAAUGUUACUGGAGAGAAAGCUGCCAAUGAAAUUUUAGGUUGUUUACAAUAUCAAGCAUGUGUUGAUUCACACACUCAGGAUCAGCUUAUCAUCUACAUGGCUCUAGCUGAUGGCCGAAGCAGAAUUCGAACUUCACCUUUAACCCUUCACACGAAAACGGCCAUCUACAUUGUUGAAAGUAUGACGAAGGCGAAGUUCUAUACAUCAGAACAAAGUGAUGGUGCCGUUAUAGUGGAGUGCGAUGGAAUUGGAUACAAAAACAAAUAUUUAUAAUUAACAUGUACUUCACUUCCUUCUUUGGAGACUAGACUUUAAAACCCGACCCUUUAUUUAUGGAAUAAAAAAGUAUACUUCUCAAUGUAUUGUGUUCUGUUGAGAUGCGUUUUUCAAACUUAUUUUCC
Hermetia illucens (black soldier fly) is the source of this 1382-nucleotide messenger RNA. RefSeq names its product RNA 3'-terminal phosphate cyclase (gene Rtca). Gene Ontology annotation, molecular function: RNA-3'-phosphate cyclase activity. The coding region runs from base 1 to 1254 and encodes 417 amino acids. NCBI's taxonomy places the organism in Eukaryota, Metazoa, Arthropoda, Insecta, Diptera, Stratiomyidae. The transcript is spliced from 11 exons. Gene Ontology annotation, biological process: RNA processing. Gene Ontology annotation, cellular component: nucleus. The record is from RefSeq and is a predicted model, not a curated record.